Messenger RNA from Cotesia congregata, 1623 nucleotides. The record is from the annotation of a GenBank genome assembly. NCBI's taxonomy places the organism in Eukaryota, Metazoa, Arthropoda, Insecta, Hymenoptera, Braconidae.
AUGACGGCCUUUCCGGGGUCAAUUGCGUUUGACGAGUAUGGGCGACCAUUUAUUAUUCUGCGGGAUCAAGAGAAUCAGAAACGACUCGCCGGCAGCGAUGCGAUCAAGUCUCACAUUACCGCGGCGAGAAAUGUCGCCAACAUCCUCAAGACAUCCUUGGGCCCCAGAGGCCUGGACAAGUUGAUGGUCAGCCCGGACGGCGACGUAACAGUCACCAAUGACGGAGCAACUAUCCUCAAGAACAUGGACGUAGACCACGAAAUUGCCAAGUUGAUGGUCCAGCUGUCCCAGUCCCAGGAUGACGAGAUCGGUGAUGGCACUACGGGAGUCGUGGUUCUCGCGGGAGCUCUUUUGGAGCAAGCAGAGAGCCUUCUGGACAAGGGGAUUCACCCCAUUCGUAUUGCAGACGGUUUCGAACUGGCUGCUCAGUACGCAGCCCAGCAUCUCAGCAACAUCUCCGAAGAGUUUCCAGUCAAUCCCAAUGACUUGGAACCUUUGAUCAGAACUGCUAUGACUACUCUUGGUUCUAAAAUCAUCAACAAAUGUCACCGACAAAUGGCCCAAAUUGCAGUUGAUGCUGUUAUGGCUGUUGCUGAUUUGGAGAAACGUGAUGUUAACUUUGAGUUGAUUAAACUCGAAGGUAAAGUUGGUGGGAGGUUGGAAGACACUAUGUUGGUACGCGGUGUCGUUGUUGAUAAAGAUUUCAGUCAUCCACAAAUGCCUAAGAAAUUGAAAGACGUAAAAUUAGCGAUCUUAACUUGCCCGUUUGAGCCACCAAAGCCCAAGACCAAGCAUAAGUUGGACGUAACCUCAGUGGAGGACUACAAAAAACUUCGCGAGUACGAGCGCGAGAAGUUUACCAGCAUGGUAGACCAAGUAAAGGCUGCUGGAGCAACCCUGGCUAUUUGUCAGUGGGGCUUCGACGACGAAGCUAACCAUCUCUUGCUGCAGAAGCAAUUGCCAGCCGUAAGAUGGGUCGGUGGUCCCGAGAUUGAGUUGAUUGCAAUUGCUACUGGAGGCAGAAUUGUUCCAAGAUUCGAGGAGUUGACUCCAGACAAGCUUGGUUACGCUGGAAGUGUUCGUGAACUUACUUUUGGUACCACCAAGGACCGCAUGUUGGUAAUCGAAGAGUGCAAAAACUCUCGGGCAGUUACUAUAUUUAUUCGCGGUGGAAAUAAAAUGAUUAUUGAAGAAGCUAAACGUUCAUUGCACGACGCACUUUGCGCAGUACGUAAUUUGAUAACCGAUGAGAGAAUCGUCUACGGAGGCGGAGCUUCGGAAAUUUCAUGUGCUCUGGCCUGUGCUGCUCAAGCUGACAGCAUCAGCACUCUGGAGCAGUACGCUUUCCGAGCUUUCUCUGAUGCUCUUGAAGCUAUUCCGAUGGCGUUGGCCGACAACUCCGGUCUGGCUGCUGUUGACGCUCUCGCUGAAGCAAAAGCUUCUCAGUUGGCUCAGAAAAACCCGGCUCUCGGUAUUGACUGCAUGAAUGUGGGAACUUUGGACAUGAAAUCGCAGAAUGUCAUCGAAUCACUCAAGAGCAAAACUCAACAAAUUUUAUUGGCGACUCAGUUGGUUAAAAUGAUUUUGAAAAUAGAUGAUGUACGUUCUCCAGCCGAUCGCUAA